Messenger RNA from Syngnathus acus (greater pipefish), 674 nucleotides. It is a transcript of the gene mrpl58, whose product is annotated as mitochondrial ribosomal protein L58. Gene Ontology annotation, biological process: mitochondrial translational termination. Gene Ontology annotation, molecular function: translation release factor activity. Lineage: Eukaryota; Metazoa; Chordata; Actinopteri; Syngnathiformes; Syngnathidae. The record is from RefSeq and is a predicted model, not a curated record. Gene Ontology annotation, cellular component: mitochondrial large ribosomal subunit. The transcript has 6 exons. The coding region runs from base 32 to 619 and encodes 195 amino acids.
AUUUCGUCAUUUCCAGUGACGUCAGGACAUCAUGGCGGCGCAUAUGGCUCGAUACUGUAUUUGUCUUUGCGGUAAUAUACUCGCUCGUUUAAUCGUGUCUCCGCAUGCAGUAAAGCCUUGGUGCGUUCGGACUAGUCAACUAAACAGUCUGCAGCCGAGCGCUGGUUAUGCAAAUCGUGGGCCAGAUAACGAGCAGGAUGUCCAAGUACACGUUCCAGUAGACCGCCUAACAGUGUCUUACAGUCGGAGCAGUGGCCCUGGUGGUCAGCAUGUCAACAAAGUCAACACAAAAACAGAGAUCAGAUUUCAUGUGUUAACUGCAGACUGGAUCCCAGAAGAUGUGCGACAGAAAAUCAUGGAAAAAAACCAAAAUCGAAUCAACAAGGCUGGCGAGUUGAUGGUAACCUCAGAGCUGAGUAGGAGCCAGCAGAGGAACUACGGUGACUGCAUACAGAAGAUCUCAGCCAUCGUUGCUGAAGCCAGCGUGAAGCCACACGAGCCAACGCCAGAAGAUAUCGCCCUCAGGAACUCAAGGCUAGACAAGAGAAACAAGGAGCGAAUCAGACAGAAGAAGAUCCAUUCUGCUAUCAAACAGAGCAGGCGACUGGAGUUUGAUUAACUGUUUAAUGUAUUUAUUCUGUUUUCUUUGUAAUAAAAUCAUUUUGAAAAAUCCA